AGCCAGAGGAGGGAGAGGGAGAGGAGGGAGAGAGAGAGGGAGAGAGGCUGGGAAACAGAGAGACAGAGGAGGGAGGGAGGAGCAGAGAAGGCAGAGGAGCAACGCAGCAGAUUCAUCAUCGCAGGCGGCCAUGCUGUGAGCAGGCGAACCGCGGAGAGAGAACCGGACCGAGAGCAGCCCAGAACCAGGCCGGAGAACCGGGACAGAACCGGGACAGAACCCCGGGCACAGAACCAGGCUGAACCCAGGCCAGAAGCAGGCCCGCCCGCCCCCCGCCACGGACCCUCACAGGCGGUGGGAGGAACCGCAGCGCCACCUCCACCCCGCUCGCAGCAUGCGGACCUCCCGGAAGGGCCCGGGCCCCGUGGAGAUGCCCGCCUUCGUCCGGCAGCUGGUGAAGGAGACGGAGAGGAGGGUCAGCUCCCUGUUCAAGGGAGGGGGAGGACGAGGAGGGGGUGGAGGGGGAGGAGGAGGAGGUGGGGGCGGCGGCGGCGGCGCGGGAGGAGAGCCGGGGGGGGAGGGAGGAGGGGGAGGGGAUCCCGUGGAGGUGGGGCCCAGCCCCUACCUGGACCGGCCGGUACUGGACAAGCUGGUGGAGGAGGGCUGCUCGCGCUGGGGCCUGACGUACGCCCUGGGCUCCAUGCAGGGCUGGAGGUCCACCAUGGAGGACUUCCACAACUGUGUUCCCCAGCUGGGCGGGGAGCUGGCCGACUGGAGCUUCUUCGCCGUGUUCGACGGGCACGCGGGCAGCAGCGUGGCGCGCUACUGCUCCCAGCACCUCCUCAGCCAGAUGCUGGCCACAGGACAGAUGGGGGGCGAGGACGACCCCGAGCGCGUGCGGGCGGGCAUCGUGGGGGGCUUCCUGCAGACGGACCGCCAGCUGCAGGGCGUGGCGCGGCGGGAGGGCUGGGAGCGCGGCGGCACCACCGUGGUGGCCGCGCUCAUCUCCCCCUGCUACGUCUACUUCGCCAACUGCGGGGACUCGCGGGCCGUGCUGUCGCGCUCCGGCCAGGUGUGCUUCUCCACCGAGGACCACAAGCCCUACAGCCCGCUGGAGCGCGAGCGCAUCGAGAACGCCGGGGGCUGCGUCUCCAUCCAGCGCGUCAACGGCUCGCUGGCCGUGUCCCGCGCCCUGGGCGACUUCGGCUACAAGGGCGCCGAGAACCGGCCCCCCGAGGAGCAGAUGGUGUCCCCGGAGCCCGAGGUGUGCGUGGUGGAGCGCUCGCCGGGCGACGAGUUCCUGGUGCUGGCGUGCGACGGCGUGUGGGACACGCUGACCAACGAGGAGCUGUGCGCCUUCGUGCACAGCCGGCUGCGCGUGUGCACGGACCUCCGGGACGUGUGCGCGCAGGUCAUCGACCUCUGCCUCUACAAGGGCAGCUUGGACAACAUCAGCAUCAUCUUGCUGUGUUUCCCCGGAGCUCCGCAGCUCUCCGCGGAGGCCCUGCAUCAAGAGGCCGAGCUAGACGACCUGCUGGAAGCUAAAGUCGCAGAGAUCUACGAGGACCUGUGCGUCGGCGGGGAGGAGCCCGACCUGCUGGCCGUGCUCACGGUGCUCGCCUCCAUCCACAUCCCCGGCCUGCCGCCCGGCGGGGGCAUCCAGAGCAAGAGGAACUGCAUCAUUUCUGCAUAUUUUCAACAGAGGGAGAUUCACAGGCCAACUCCGUCUAACAACGGGGGCUUUCACAAGAAGCCCAUGUAGGUCCCCACUAUAUUUUCUUCAUGUGUGUGAUAUGUGAAAAAGGACGAUGGAAGAACGAUUUAUUUCUCCCGCUGUCCGAGUGAAGCUCUGUUUGUCCGUAAGAGAUUCAUUGUAACAGCGUGCUGUCGGAUAUGUUUUAUAAUAACACAUAAGAACCUUUUUUACUUGUUCCGAAACAGUGACUCAGUGACUCAGUGACAACUCUCUGCCUCAUAUUAUAGACAAACUACCAAGACGAUGGAUGAUAUAUUGUAAAGUUUUAAUGUUGUACCUUUUUUCUUGGUAUGUCAUAUGAUAAAGUUGAGAGUUUUCUGUGUAAAAUAGUAUUGAAUUUUAAGGUAAAUCUAAGAUGAUGAAUUGUUUAUUUUUCAAACUAACUACAAAGUAGCUCGCCAGCUAAUAUAGUCUUUAAAGUGAAUGCUAAUAAUGGGUUUUUUAUGAUAAUUAUAAUUAUGGGCAACUAUAAAUGUGGAAACUGUUCUGUUUUUCCCAUUGGAUUGAAAGCUGACUGUAAGAAAAGAUUUAUUUUUAAAGCCUUACUUUAAAAUGUUCAAA
This is a messenger RNA of Gadus morhua (Atlantic cod), 2257 nucleotides long. RefSeq names its product protein phosphatase, Mg2+/Mn2+ dependent, 1Nb (putative) (gene ppm1nb). NCBI's taxonomy places the organism in Eukaryota, Metazoa, Chordata, Actinopteri, Gadiformes, Gadidae. Bases 335 to 1702 code for a protein of 455 amino acids. The transcript has 6 exons. Gene Ontology annotation, molecular function: manganese ion binding; protein serine/threonine phosphatase activity; magnesium ion binding. Gene Ontology annotation, biological process: protein dephosphorylation. The record is from RefSeq and is a predicted model, not a curated record.